Molecule: messenger RNA, 692 nt
Organism: Durusdinium trenchii
Lineage: Eukaryota; Dinophyceae; Suessiales; Symbiodiniaceae
Source: the annotation of a GenBank genome assembly
GGAGAGUCGGAGAGCCAGAGUUGCUGGGUGAGUUCGAUUGUGCUUCCAGAUCGUCUUCCAGGCUUUGACGUGAAAUGAUUUCAGCUCCUUGUCCUGAGGCUAAAUCAUUUAAUUGCAGAGAUGGAAGGCUUAAUGGUGGAACUGCGGCCAAUGACAGCAGAAGACUGGAGUGCUGCGGCACAGGAUUACAAAAAGAACUUGACAACGGUGUCUUUUGUCAGCUUACCAGUCUUCGAGUACGAAGGGCCAACCCUCAAGGACGAAGACUUUGAUGAGAACCAGGAUCACAUACCAGACAAGAUGGCUAGAGGUGCAGUGAGAGGCACCCAGUUCCUCGAGACGCUGCAGAAUUUCAGACAAGCUCGUGAAAUCUACGGCGGCCAUCAGCAAUUGGACUGGAUGAUUGAAGAUCUCGACUUCGGUGGAGAUUGACCGCGUAUGACACUACCGACACUAGGUUUCCUCGUGAUCCGAUGUGCAACACACAAGAAGGAAAGACCUACGGUCACUGCACUUUGUGUCAGUUUGUGGUCAUUAGCUUGCCUUAGUUGUGAAUUGUUCUCUAUGUACCGGGAUGUUAGCAGUGAGUCAAGCAAACGAAAGCUUCCCACUGUGACGAAUACACGGGCCUUGUAGUCAUCCAGCUAAGCUGGGAAUUCACAAGACCUGCAUGUAUCGUUUCACCUGAAAAA